Fusarium verticillioides 7600 is the source of this 1104-nucleotide messenger RNA. RefSeq lists its product as hypothetical. Gene Ontology annotation, molecular function: acyltransferase activity, transferring groups other than amino-acyl groups. The transcript has a single exon. Gene Ontology annotation, cellular component: membrane. Gene Ontology annotation, biological process: polysaccharide biosynthetic process. The record is from RefSeq and is a predicted model, not a curated record. NCBI's taxonomy places the organism in Eukaryota, Fungi, Ascomycota, Sordariomycetes, Hypocreales, Nectriaceae. The coding region runs from base 1 to 1104 and encodes 367 amino acids.
AUGCUCCUCUGUGUCAAUCACACAACGCGAUCGUAUGGACCGUCUCAGCUCUACACCUUGGAAUCAGAGUAUGAGGCCCAGUUCCCCAAGAACGACACCAACUCCACCAAGUCUGUUAAGGACAACACUAGUAUGGAACGACUCGCAGCUCUCAGCUACCUGGAUGACGAAGACGAUCUCGAUCUCACCUUCGGUAAUGCCACCAACGCCACCAAUCCACUGAACCUUACUUGGGUUCAGAUGGGAGGCUCAUGGGAGGAGCAUCCAUUCAUCCACCCGAACUUGACAUACGCGAUGAAGAACUUUACUAGAUCCUACGCCGAGUGGGCCAACCCCUUCAACUUCGGUCACUAUCAUACACGCUAUGAUCCGCACACUUUCACAAUUCCGAUGGAGUUCCGUGGUUCGAUGGUGAUCUACAUCUUCCUGCUCGGUACAGCUGCCAUCAAGGCGAAAUGGCGAACGAGAAUCGGCUGCUUCCUCUCUGCGUACAGUCUCUUCAUCGGAAGAUGGGACAUGGCGACUUUCUUGGGCGGCAUGUUGCUUUCAGAGCAUGAUGUUCGACGUUCAUCAGAUCUGCCACCCUCGGCUACUGGCGUGAAGGGUCGCGCAGGAGAUUUCCAACGAACAACAAAGGGAACAGCGCUGCGAUGGGCUGGCAUCGUCCUGGCGUUGUAUUUAUUGUCGUAUCCCGACUCUGGCGCUGAGUACACGCCUGGUUUCGCCUAUCUUUCAACCUGGGUUCCUAAGUACUACACGCCGCUGUCUGGAUGGAUGUUCUACGAGGCGAUGGGCGCAGUGCUCCUCGUUGCGUGCAUCCUGCGAAGUCCAGUGCUCGUUCGCUUGCUUGAAAGCCGCCUCCCGCAGUAUCUCGGCAAAGUCAGCUUCUCGCUCUAUCUUGUCCAUGGACCUGUGCUGCAUAGCUUGGGCUUUUGGAUUAUGCCGAGACUGUUUGACAGCUUCGGUAAGACGGGCGGAUAUGCGAUCGGUUGGGUUGUUCUGCUGGCCAUCACGUUUUACUUGACGGAUCUGUGGAACAAAAAGAUUGAUGGCUGGAGUGUAACGGUCGGAAGACGAGUGGAGAAGGCGCUCUCAGAGGACUGA